Molecule: messenger RNA, 2103 nt
Organism: Uncinocarpus reesii 1704
Lineage: Eukaryota; Fungi; Ascomycota; Eurotiomycetes; Onygenales; Onygenaceae
Exons: 3
Coding region: 1-2103 (700 amino acids)
Biological process (GO): regulation of transcription by RNA polymerase II
Molecular function (GO): RNA polymerase II cis-regulatory region sequence-specific DNA binding; DNA-binding transcription factor activity, RNA polymerase II-specific
Source: RefSeq, a predicted model, not a curated record
AUGACCACGUUUCUUCCAGUCAACUUCAACAACACCGGCGCGGAGAUCAAGAUGGAUUUUCAAAAAAGCUCCACGGCGCCUUUCAUGCCUCAGACGGAACGCUCGGUGAAGCGUGAGGCCCGAGAACAAGGCCAUCCCCUCUACAUACCCGCGAAUCAUGGCGAGAACAAGCGCCAGGCGGUUGAUGGAGCCGCGACCGAUCAUCCCAAGCCGAAUUACUCGCAUCCGAACCCGGGCGUUUCGCACAGAAGUGGGAGCAGGGAAGGCUCUUCAACACAAUCUUCCGCCCCAGAAGAUGUCGCUGCGCAUGAUUCAGAAGGGGAACACUAUGCAAGUGAGAACGAAGCCGAGGCCGGAGAUGCCGCACCUCCGUCGAAAAAGAAAAAAGGGCAACGGUUUUACUGCAAAGACUUUCCUCCUUGCAACCUGAGCUUUACGAGAAGUGAGCAUUUGGCUCGCCAUAUAAGAAAGCAUACUGGCGAACGACCGUUUCAGUGUCAUUGCUCAAGGCGAUUCUCUCGCCUGGACAACCUCCGUCAGCACGCACAGACCGUCCAUGUCAACGAAGACAUCCCUGGCGACUCGCUUGCUGCCACAGGAACUCGAUUCCAGCGCCAGAUACGGACUGACCGUGUACGGCCCCCCGGGAGAGCCCGUGCUGGGACUGGUGGCAGCCAAACUGGCGGCCCUAAUCGCGGACACAGCAGGAAUUUAUCCACCUCGAGCAUUGCUUCUACUGUUUCCUCCUUUAGUCAGACCCAGGAACUCAGACGACGACCACCACCGAUAAUAAUGGCUGGCGAUGGAGCGGCACGAGCCAGGCUGUCUCUAGAAACAGCCUCGUCACCCCCCAAGACUCCCCCUCAGCAGAUCCACCCAUAUUCUGUGCAAUCGCCGAGCACAGCCCUUUUUACUCCGUCUUCCGCUACCUAUGACACAACCAGCCCUUUUUACGCAUCUCCUGCCUCAGCAACUGGAUUCUGGGGCGAUAGCAUACACGCUCGUCGGCUGUCGGUUCCAUCUGGGAGUAGACCUUUUGACGCCUCGCAUGCAAGCUCAUACCCCCCUGCGCAUCUCAGGCAGCUUGCGCCUGCAAGUGGCCCUUAUGCUGGCAAUGAGAGUCCUUUAGGAGGCCCCACUGGACCUCACACCCCACAGAGUGCACAAGGGAUGUCCCCGUCUGACUCUGACUGGAGACGGAGGACCUGGCACCCAAGCAGCGGGUUCGCACGACCUGUAAGUAGUGGUCUUUGGAUUCAGCAGUCAGCCGACCAACCUUCAUCGUUCCCGCCAAACUUGCAAUCAGUGCCAGAUCAACCUCCACCGAGGCUUCCGGGAAUCGAGAGUUUCGAUCAAAUACGGCAGAAUCCCUCAGCCCCUCCACGGCGCGAACCUACUCCGAUGCAAAUCGACCAUCCUGCUCUAUCAGACCAGUCGUCCACACAACAAACUCCCACUGCUCCCGUAUUUCCAACAUCGUUUAACCCACACCCCCCUCUAUCACGUCCGCCACCACCUAUUUCAGGUCCCGGCCACCGUAGGGGAUAUCUAUCUUUGGAUAUGUCCCUGCACAGAAAUUUGACCAAGCUUGAUAUUCGAGAAAAGCCUUCUCAAAAUGAUGCAAGUCAAUGGGGCAAGCAAACGACAACGGUCCAGCAAGAGCCACUUUCAGCUGAAUCUGUUGUGUCCGGGGUUACAACUCAGGCUUUACCGACCAUCACAUCGUCAGAAUCACACACCGUUUUGGGACCUACCAAUCUUGAUGGUCAGAAUAAGAGACAUGCUUGGUAUAGUGUCACAGGUUCCAAUCCUCCACAACGAAAUCCAUCAAUUACCAACGCUCCUCCUGAUGCCAAUGCACAAGCCCCGUCAGCGUCGAGCGUUGACUACCUUGCAACUGUUGCGCAAAAUGAAAGCGAAAUAGAGCGCCGCCAUUCAUUGGGAGUUGCUGAUGGUAGCGGAACUUCUUCGCAGCCGCCAAAAUACACUUUUGAUCCCAACUCAGAACCACGUUCCGGUGUUUAUUCUGGCCCGGCGGGAAACGAGAAUGGUCUGGACCGACUGGAGGCCCUCGUUGCUGUUGCAACCAGCCAGCGGCGGUAA